This is a messenger RNA of Aspergillus novofumigatus IBT 16806, 2643 nucleotides long. RefSeq lists its product as uncharacterized. The transcript has 4 exons. Bases 136 to 2322 code for a protein of 728 amino acids. NCBI's taxonomy places the organism in Eukaryota, Fungi, Ascomycota, Eurotiomycetes, Eurotiales, Aspergillaceae. The record is from RefSeq and is a predicted model, not a curated record.
UCAUUUGUUAUUUUCUCUAGUGCUUGGCUCCAGCGCAGACUUUCAAUGAGAGCUUUAGCCUGUGAAAGCUGCUGUGAUGUGAGGGUCUAGAUCGUUGGCUGUCAUAACGCAGUCAGCUCAAAGGGAACGUUCAAAAUGGCAUAUAUUUCACUGCUAUCGAAUCCUAACCAUUUGGGGUGCUCGAGAGCCAUUUCAACAUAUUCUCAAGUUCCAUACGUCACUUACCCCAAAGUGUCAAGCACGACUUCAGUCCAGAGCCGAGGGAUAUGGCGAUAUACAUACCAUCGAUAUGGGAGCAGAAGCUCUGAUGAAAGAAGGAGGUUGGAAAAGCAUCUGCGCCAUACUCCUUCGAAGCUAAGAGACCGACAAAUUAGCCACCGACAACGAUCACAAUCUUUUCUCGAUGAUCAUCGUCCGUGGUGGAAUUCUGGCUGGGGAUGGAGCCGGUUGAAAUUCAGCAUUCCUCCAAAUUGGAAUGAACAUGCGCCCAGGAACGACUAUUGGGAAGCACAAAGGAUUCGUUUGGAGCAGAGGAUGGAACAAAUAAAGAAGGAGAUCGAGGCGGAUCCUUACGAGGCUUUAUUCGGGAGAAGACUUGAACCCUUUAAGUCUUCGGGCAAGCAUGGGAAUAUUUUCUCUUCCCUGUUCCAGUCCUUUUUCGGUCAUGGGUCAAAGGCAGAAGCCGAGCCUAAGGCGACUGAUACGACUGCGCACGUGAAGACUGGUGCUGCGCGUUCAUCUGAUCUUCGACCUAGUGACAAACAGUCAGCAAGCCCUAGAAGCGAGGUCAACGCAUAUAAGGAGCUGGCGAAGGAUGAUAUUGGAGAGUAUGAGUUUGAUCCCAUCACCGGCCGCAUGGUCCGGAAGAAGAGGGAAACUUGUGAGAGGUCUCAGGAUAGCCCGUACACGGAAACUCCCCAUUCAUCGAUUCAUUCAAAUGCAGUUCAAAAUGACGGCGCCCAGAGUGCUGGCUUCCUCUCCCCGGUAGACCGCUCAGAAGCACACCCGGACACUAAACGGGUUACAGGGGCUGCAGCCCAGGAGAACACCGUGCAACCCGAAAUUGUCGACGACCCGAGUCCUCAAAGUACCACACAAGACCCAAGCGAAUUUGCCUAUGACGGCAGUAUCUUACCUGCGAAGCCAGGAAAUUCUGAUGAAAACAUCCUCAAAGAGCCAACUGAGCCUCAGAACACAACUACGGCUUUUACAAAGGGAGUACCAGCAUCGGAGAUUGAAACGGCUAACGAGCCUUUAUCAACUGACAAUGCUCGUUUAGAGGCGGACAAUGUGCCUCCCUCCGCUAUUAGCCAUCAAACUGAAGGGUCAUCAGGCGUCCCAACGGAAACAAAAGAUCCAUUAGCUACACCACAUAGGACAUCGCACGAGCUUAAGCAGCGGGAAGAGUGGGUUAUGCAGGCAGAAAAGGCUGAAGAUCUGGAUAUCCUACGCGCCAGUGACAUUCGCACGCCGUACGAGCUGGAGAGCAAGGACCGAGAUCCGGAAGAGCAACUAUGGGAAAAGCGGCGCAAACUGGACCUUGCUUUUGAGAUGGCCGAAGACCCAGUCAAAGAACUAGAUGCUGAAAGGAUUCGGGAGAAGUACAAAAUCCAUGAAGCUGCCAAAUCAAAGGAGACGAUUUUGGAGCCGCUUGACACACCAAGGCUUCAAAUGCGCCCUCAGAGUUCGACAACUGCAAGUACCUCCGAAGCAGAGGAGGCACACGAUCAAGUUCAAGCCUCUCCAAAUGGUAUUUGGGCAACAGCAACAUACCGUGUUCUUGUAUAUGACCCCUCUACCUUGCAGGUGGUGGAAGCAGAGACAAUCUCCUCACUGCAGUCGACCGAUAAGCUACUUUCGCCCGCGGAAGUCCUUUCUCGUCUGAGCUACCCUGCGAAGUUCGUACCGUACCUUGCUAAAAUGCACGAUGACGGGUAUGAAAUUGUCUCUGGCGGCGAGGAUAUCAUUGUCUUUAGGAAGGCUUCCGAGAGUGGCUCAGUUAUGCGAUCAAAGACCCCAAGCCGUGGUGGUUUCGCAGAACGAGCCACCCCUCAGUCAGACCCGGAUGAGAAUGUCCAAGCGGCAACUGCUCCUUCUAACUCGUCUCCCAAUCCGGCCAUUGCAAGCACUGCUGAUGCUUCAAAAGGCGCUGAUCAUGCGAAGGCUUGGUUCAGAGUUCGAACAGCACUCCGUAGAAUGCUCAUCGGUGGUGUAGCGACGGCGGGAACGUGCUACGCUAUUGGUGUCGUUGUCGAGUAUUUCCGCACCGGGGGGAAGACGGACUGGUUCGAGUCUGAAAGGCGUCGCAGAGACCGAGAAUAGAGGAUUUCUUGGUUAUUACCUUAUGUGAAGCAACAAUUUGUCACAACAUUGUCAUCAUAUUUUGGUGUUUGCACAGAAAAAUCACAGCUCUAUAUUUUACUUGCCUUCUGUUUCGUCACGGUGCACUUCCUAUCAAAUGGAAUAUCGGCAAAAUCGCAAGUCGAACUGACUGAUUCAGAAUAGCUGACUCUACUAGGAGCGUGCUGGUCUAGGCUACACGGCCUUACAAGUCGUCGUCCUCCAGUGAGCUAUCUUUCUCUUCGUCCUGCCCUGCAAAGUCUUCCCACGGCUUACGCCAACCUUUGAAUCCUCGAAAGCGAC